GAGCCUCCGUGGCCCCAGCCUCCACCCCUAGCCCCCAUCCCGGGCAUAGCCCCGCCACGGAGGGCGGAGCCCGGGAAGUCUGUCACCGCAGCGGUCGCGUCACCGCCGAGGGGGCGGACCCGGGGAGGCGUUCGGGGGUCACGGAGGCUGCUGCUGAGCCCGCCCUCUCGGCCUGCCCCGGCGUCCCCUCUCCAUCUCCCGCUUUGCGUGUCUCUCCUGGCUGCAUCCCGACGAAGAUGGCAACCGAUGGGCUGCACGAGAACGAGACGCUGGCGUCGCUGAAGAGCGAGGCCGAGAGCCUCAAGGGCAAACUGGAGGAGGAGCGGGCAAAGCUGCAUGACGUGGAGCUGCACCAGGUGGCGGAGCGGGUGGAAGCCCUGGGCCAGUUUGUCAUGAAGACCAGAAGGACCCUCAAAGGCCACGGGAACAAAGUCCUGUGCAUGGACUGGUGCAAAGACAAGCGGAGGAUCGUGAGCUCCUCACAGGAUGGGAAGGUGAUUGUGUGGGAUUCCUUCACGACUAACAAGGAGCAUGCGGUCACCAUGCCCUGCACGUGGGUGAUGGCGUGCGCUUAUGCUCCAUCGGGAUGCGCCAUCGCUUGUGGAGGUCUGGAUAAUAAGUGUUCCGUGUAUCCACUGACAUUUGACAAAAAUGAGAACAUGGCUGCUAAGAAGAAGUCAGUGGCUAUGCACACCAACUACCUGUCAGCCUGCAGCUUCACCAACUCGGACAUGCAGAUCCUGACAGCCAGCGGUGAUGGGACUUGCGCCCUGUGGGAUGUGGAGAGUGGGCAGCUGCUGCAGAGCUUCCAUGGGCACGGGGCUGAUGUCCUCUGCUUGGACCUGGCCCCCUCAGAAACCGGAAACACGUUCGUGUCUGGGGGUUGUGACAAGAAGGCUAUGGUGUGGGACAUGCGUUCUGGCCAGUGCGUGCAAGCCUUUGAAACUCAUGAAUCCGAUGUCAACAGUGUCCGAUACUACCCCAGUGGAGAUGCCUUUGCUUCCGGGUCAGAUGAUGCAACGUGCCGCCUCUACGACCUGCGGGCGGAUAGAGAGGUCGCCAUCUACUCCAAGGAGAGUAUCAUAUUUGGAGCAUCGAGCGUGGACUUCUCCCUCAGUGGUCGCCUGCUCUUUGCUGGAUACAAUGACUAUACCAUCAAUGUCUGGGACGUUCUCAAGGGCUCCAGGGUCUCCAUCCUGUUUGGACACGAAAACCGUGUCAGCACUCUUCGAGUUUCUCCUGAUGGGACAGCAUUCUGCUCAGGAUCAUGGGACCACACCCUAAGAGUUUGGGCAUAAUCCUCUCAACAGUGUACAUGAAGAACGUGUCCUUCCCUGUAGACAUGACUUCUAGAGGAGCCCACGGGUUAACUUAUGGGAGCAACUUCACGGCUCAGUACUCACUCAGCCCCUCCAGUGUCACCAUGGAAACCGUCCCCUCCCCGUCAAUGUGCUCCUGUAGGCCUUGGCACUUCAGCCGUCCCUGAAGUCCGUGUUUCACGCAUCUCCAACACUUUGUAAAAUCUGUCUUUGAAGUUAUUCCAACUGACAGAACUCCACAUUGAUCAGCACGUACAAUGUCCCUCAUUGCUUCCUUGAAUUUGGUCUGUCUUCAGAGCACUUUAAACUCUACCUUUUCUUGGCGUGGACUGUGGCUUCUAGAACCUUCCUCUGGACAUGCCAGCUGUAUGGACUGUGAGAACGACUGUUCCCUGGUCUGUCAUAGAAGAAAAUUCCAGUUCCAAAUGUGACUACACAGAUUCACUUUUUAAAACUUUUUAUGUAAAAGUAUCUUUUUUUCCAACCUGUUCAGUUGUAUUUUUUAGAUGAAAUGUUUUUGUCUGGGAAAGCCUUUAGACAUGAAGUAGACUUGUGCAGAAAACAGGCCAUGUGUUUGACCUGUGAUGCUGUGAUAGAUGGUGGUCUAGGGCGGGACAUCUCCCCACACUUGAGGGGAAACUGAUUGCCAUUUAUAGCACAAAUGCUUCUGAGAGCGAACAGAACCUUCUGGUAUGUGAAGACAAGACACACGAUGGGUUUAAAAGCCUGCUAGUAGCAAUAUCAGAGAUGCCUGAGUCAAAGCGGGUGCUGCCCAUGUAAAUAAGAUGCGAGUGUCCUGCACAGCAGUUAUACAGACUGAUGGGCAGGUUAUGAAUAAUAGUGUCUUUGCUAUCAAA
Molecule: messenger RNA, 2176 nt
Organism: Mesocricetus auratus (golden hamster)
Lineage: Eukaryota; Metazoa; Chordata; Mammalia; Rodentia; Cricetidae
Gene: Gnb5
Product: G protein subunit beta 5
Exons: 11
Coding region: 237-1298 (353 amino acids)
Biological process (GO): G protein-coupled dopamine receptor signaling pathway; G protein-coupled receptor signaling pathway
Cellular component (GO): heterotrimeric G-protein complex; cytoplasm
Molecular function (GO): signaling receptor complex adaptor activity; protein binding
Source: RefSeq, a predicted model, not a curated record